UGCACACAACUUGCAAUCCAUCAGCUAAUAUUAUAUAUAUAUACAUAUAUAGUGAGGGAGGCAGAUAUAUCAUAUCUUAUAAACAUCUGAAUACGAAUAAGCAGAUAACUGUAAUAAACACACGGAGAAUAUGUAUGUACAUUCAUACAGUGUUCAAUUGAACUUGGCCUUUCCUCCGAGAGAGUUUAGUAGCAGUAAUCUUAGCUGAAAUUGUAGCAACUGGAAGUACCUAUGUAAAUGAAUAGCUCCUUUAAUAGUUAUCUAAAAACAGCGUGGUUCUAGAAAAUUUAUUAUAAACCAGAUAAAGAUAACCGAAAGAUGAUCGUUGGACAAUUGUGCUCCUCUUGGAGAAAGUGCUGCGAAGUUAAUUGUAUAACAACCUUCAAAUAAACAGAGAAAUGUAGGCUAGAUGAUUAUUUUCCUCGUCAAAGUUGUCAUGACAUGAACAAGUUAUUUUCACCAUUGAAAAAUUAGGAUUAUUGUCAUGGCGGGCUCGGCGUUGAGACGUCUUAUGGCUGAGUAUAAACAAUUAACCUUAAAUCCACCGGAGGGCAUUGUUGCAGGGCCAAUUAAUGAAGAGAAUUUUUUCGAGUGGGAAGCACUCAUUACAGGACCAGAAGGAACAUGUUUCGAGGGUGGUGUAUUCCCAGCAAAGUUGAUAUUUCCCCCAGAUUACCCCUUGAGUCCUCCAAAAAUGCAGUUCACUUGCGAAAUGUUCCAUCCCAAUAUUUACGCCGAUGGUCGAGUAUGCAUCAGCAUUUUGCAUGCCCCGGGUGAUGACCCCAUGGGCUACGAGAGUAGUGCAGAGAGGUGGAGUCCAGUUCAGAGUGUGGAAAAAAUUCUGCUCAGUGUCGUGAGCAUGCUAGCUGAGCCCAAUGACGAGAGUGGUGCCAACGUGGAUGCAGCCAAGAUGUGGCGAGAGGACAGAGCUGAGUUUGAAAAAAUAGCUCAGAAAUUGGUGCGCAAGACACUCGGCAUUCCGACAUAAAUUUUAUACCAACCAAGAUAUAUUAUAUAUAUAUAUUCAAUAUUAUAAAUUAUAUUUUUUUUUCUUCGCAAAACUGAUCAUAAGAUUUCAAUUUAUUUUUUUCUCUUAUUCCAUCUUCUGUAUUGAAUCUACCUGGUUAAUAAUGAAUAAAAAUUAAUUCUGCAGA
Messenger RNA from Diachasma alloeum, 1154 nucleotides. It is a transcript of the gene Ubc7, whose product is annotated as ubiquitin-conjugating enzyme E2 G2. Lineage: Eukaryota; Metazoa; Arthropoda; Insecta; Hymenoptera; Braconidae. The record is from RefSeq and is a predicted model, not a curated record. The transcript is spliced from 4 exons. Gene Ontology annotation, cellular component: endoplasmic reticulum; cytosol. Bases 485 to 988 code for a protein of 167 amino acids.